AUGGCUGACUCCUUACGUCGUCCUUCUAAUGGUGAUUCUUGGUCCGCCGUUCAUCACCUAAGGCCGUCCCUCUCCAGUGCUCCGCUCUCUGUUACGUGGAGACGUCUUGGUGAAGGCUUGGAAUCGCUGCUGUCUGGCAUGCAAGAUCAUCAAAAGGAAGAGAGCGUCAAUUACCUCAUGCACUGGCUGCAGCAAGUGACUGUGGAACAAGAUUCCACUUCUAUGCAGGAUUCUGACGUGGCGGAGUAUGGUAAUAAUGACUUUAGAGCUAUUCUGCAGCAGCUGGAGGUGAUUGCGGGAAUCGGCUCACAAGAAGUGGCCUCCGGAUCCAGUUACUGUGACCCUGUGGAUCUGGUGGGAAGCUUUGGUGAGCUGAGCGAAGGGCCUGCUGCUCUAAACGACAGUGGAACGGAGUUGUAUGCCAGCAACAGCAGCAACAGUAACAGCAGCGAUGGGCUUGGGAGAUUGGCUUGUGUUUCUGAUGCUGCUGGCAAGGCACGGAAGGGGCGCAAUCCAGAGCGCAACGAAGUGCAUCGUAAUGGAGAGAGGAGCCUUCCUGGGAUGGAUAAGAAAGCUGGUCUGACGAAUGUUCCUGCCAGGAGGAAUGGAAUUGGACGGAGGCAUGGAGCUGAACAAGAGAUUAUGGCAGAGAGCAGUGGAACUGAAGCUGAGAAAAGCUGCAGGGAGUCUGAGGAAGGCGAGGUGGACGAGGAUGAUGAGGCUCCUGUUGGAUUGAGAGCGUACAGCAGCGUAUGGAGCAACGUCCACAGCGUGAACUGGCUGGCGACCAGGCGGACCUCUGAAGACAGCUUUCUGGGGAACCAGUCCAGUGGGAGGAGCUCAAGUGCGAGGCCUUCUCAUGCUCGGAGACCCAACGGCAGGUCUGCGAGUGGAAGGAGGUCGACGACAGAUGUGAAGGGUGACGAUAGAAAGAGUUCCAGCAGCGUCAGUGUUCCUGGAGGAAAGAACUUCGGAGAACAUGAUGGAAUUACACUGGCUGCUGUGCAAGCGUCUAGUGUUAAUUUGCAAGGACCACGUGAACUCUCUGGUUCUGCUGCAGCUGGAGAGCUUUCAGAAGAGGAAGGGCCUUAUCCUUCAAUGCCACAACCACAGCUGCUGUCGCAGGACCGGUCUAUCUCCCUCUCCUCCUUCCUCACAGAUAUUUCGUCAUCCGAUGCAGGCUUGCCCGACUUUGCUCUCUCUCCUCUUCAAGCAUCCCCUGCUACCUCCUCCCACGGCUCCCAGCCUCAGUCAGAUAAUGGCUCACCCCGCCCUCCAUCCUCAGAUGACGACCUUCCUCUCCCGACACUUCAACGCAGAUCAACAGAGUGGGGGAAGCUGCAGCAGUCCUUGGGCUACGAAACAGGAGUUGUGGCUGGCUGCUCUUCAGCAAGCACUGAACCUGACCCGACUUCCCAGCUGCCUAUACUUCCUCCCCCUCCUUCCACACUUGUCCCUCCUGGCCUCGCUGCUUCUCUUACAUCCUCCCAGCAUCCGAGGUCAUCUGCGAUUCUCAUUCCUUCGCCUGCUAGCAUGGCCUUCUCCCCUCUCUUGCCCUCCUCCCUUGGGCUUCAUGAGCCGGAUAAGCCAAAUACAGACACCUUAUCACACACACUCACACUGCCGCCAAAAUUACUCUCGUUUUCCAAUCCAUCUGCAUCCUCUGACAGUGAGGCUGGCUCACCCCUGCAUCGAAGCACCAAAGCUCGGGAAAGUCUUCACUCGUUUUCAGAUCCAGACGUACCUCUGCCCAAGCUUCAGGGCACUGGCACGAGCAGUCAUGCUGGUGAAGGCACAAUUGGAUUACUUCACAAUGAGGAGGAGAUGCCUGCAGAGGGGAUGAAUGCAACAACAACACUUGCUGCUUCUGAUACGAGAAUCUCCAUAGCUACUGGAUUUAUGGGGAGUGUAGGAGCUGAUAGUGGUGCUGGGACCAGUACCUAUGCUGAUAUACCUGGUCCAAGCAGCAGGAGAUCUUCUGAGUUUUCUGGCGUGGGAUUGCUGACUGGAGGAGGGGUCACAUGGGACGAGACGGAGGAAGGCAGUACGCUUUUGCCCUUGGCGGGAGAGGCAGAUGAUGUGCGUGAUGGCGUUUCCGGCAUGGAGUUUGGAGGUGGUCUGGAUGCUGCUGCUGCUGGAGGGUCGGACGGGUUGGAGAAUUGGGAUGAAAAGGCCAGUGGGGAUGAUGGACAGACAGCAUCCAUGGGGUCUGGAGGAGUAGCUUCUGAACCAGGCGGUACUGCAGCUGGUACAGUACAAUCUGGUGGUGGGGCAAUAGGAGCUGAAGCUGUGGAUUUCGAGCUGAUACAAGCAAGCGGGCGGAAUAAAGCGGUUGCAGAGGAGGCAACCCCUCGCCUCUCAGCAGUCCUGCAAGUCCUCCAGUCUGCCCGCCAGAAGAUACGAGCUGUCACUGUUCCACCCCAGCUGCAGCCAUCAGCAACAGCUGGUGCAGUUUUUGGAUUCCAGGAGACUGUUGCAUCAUCCUCGCUGCCAAUCCCACGCAAGUCUCCAUUGGGGAAUUCACCUCUCAUAGAUCAUCCACCAGGCCCUUCCACUACCGAAUCUCGAAACCCACUUACUGACAGCUCUGUGCAACCUCUGGUGGCAGUCGCAAGCAGGGGAAGCUCUCAGCCUGGUCGGCACUCAAAUUCCUCUCAUACAGCUUCGAAGCUGCGGCAGCCAGCCACCACCUCACAGAGUCGCAAUUCUCCUGCCAAAGAGGUAGCGAGCUCUGGAUCAACAAAAGAGAGAGCAGAGUUGCAGACUGCAGGUGAUCCUGGUCUUGUAGCUGGCACGAACACGGUGACGUCUGUUUCUGCAUUGAGAGAAGUGGUUCGCGCACGGAGGGAGAAACAAACUGGCGCUAGCAGUGGACGGAAGUCAAGUGCGGGACUCAGCAAGAAAGCUUCUGGUACAGGUGCUUCUGCCAAUGCAGGAUCAAGUCCUGCCACAGGUGCUGCUAUACCCCUGGAUGUAGCAUACUAUGAGGACAAAGGCUCUCAAUCAGGCUCUGGUUCGGAGAGAAGCCGAAGCAGCAAGUCACGGAGAGCUGGCAAUGGUGUUGGAAGUCGUUCUUCUCGAAGUGGGGAGAAGCAAGCAGGGAAAGGGAAGGCGAGGUCUGAUUCGGUUGCUGUGACUCAUGAUGUCUCGACUGCUGAUGAGGCAGAUGAGGGCAUUGUCCCGCUAAGGCGAUCCAAGAAUUCAUCCAGUCACCAGCGGUCAUCACCAGGGAUGCUGAAGCAGGGACGUGGUGGAGAGUCGUUGCAGGGAAGCCAGUCAAGCCCAAUGAAGCAUGCUGGAAGUUCUAAGUGA
This is a messenger RNA of Closterium sp. Yama58-4, 3312 nucleotides long. NCBI's taxonomy places the organism in Eukaryota, Viridiplantae, Streptophyta, Zygnematophyceae, Desmidiales, Closteriaceae. The record is from the annotation of a GenBank genome assembly.